ACUAAAUCCUUGUGCUUCCGAUCGCCAGUACGAGCUUGCGUGUUGUGGAAUGUUUGUUGCAGGCGACCUGCCUUUAUAUUGUCUAUAUAAGCCAGAAAACUCAUUCCGUAUCUUAGCAAUCAUGUAUCAGUCAAGAAGUCACUUUCCACGCAUUCUUCUCAGCAGUUCGAUAAAUCAACAACCAAAUCCCAGAAAUCCAAUACGCAAAUACACUACAAAACCAUGGGUAAUUCAAUCAGUCUAAUGCGGCAGACAUUCCCGGGGAAGCCGACCUUUACGGAGCAUAAUAUCCCUGACCUGACAGAUAAGGUCAUCGUUAUUACUGGUUCGAAUACAGGCAUCGGUAAAGAGAUAGCGACCUUGUGUUACUCGAAAAAUGCAAGGGUAUACAUUUUCGCGCGCUCGGAGCAGAAGGCACGAGACGCAAUAUCUACUAUCAAAUCAAGACUGCCAAAUUCACAUGGAGAGUUGAAUUUCAUUCAACUGGAUCUUGCGGAUUUGCCAAGCAUCAAACUCACUGCGGACAAGUUUCUUAGCCGCGAACAAGAGCUGCAUGUUCUCUUCAACAAUGCUGGCCUUGCAUUUCCUGAAAACGGAUCCAAAUCGAAGCAGGGCUACGAAAUACAGCUCGGCGUCAAUUGUAUCGGCACUUUUGCGCUCACCAAGUAUCUGACAUCGACUUUAAUAGCGACUGCGAAAUCAUCACCUCCGAACACCGUUCGGAUUGUUUGGGCUUCGUCUUCCGCUGCGCUAGCUAUAAGCCCAAAGAACUAUAUGAGUAAUGUUCUCAGCGCGGGAAAGAAGUCUCCAUCCGAUGCAUACUUCAUCAGUAAGCUCGGGAAUUAUCUUCAGGCAGCUGAGUUUGCUGCUCGCCACAAAACUGACGGAGUCGUAUCCGUUUCCCUGAAUCCGGGAAAUCUUGACUCGGAACUUUGGCGGACUCAGGGGCCCAUUAUGUCUUGGGUGCUCAAGAAGUUCGUGCUCUAUCCAUCAGUAUAUGGUGCAUACACGAACAUCUUUGCCGGCUUCUCGCCGGAAGUUACACUUGACAAGUCUGGUUCCUUCAUCGCCCCUUGGGGAAGAUUUUGGAAUGCCCCAAAGGAUAUGGUCAACGCUUCGAAACCAAAAGUCCUUGGUGGAACAGGCGCAGCAGAGCAAUUCUGGGACUGGACGGACGAACAGACCGAGUUGCAUCAGCCAAAGGCCUAGUGUAUAUUUGGCAGCGAAUUGGUUGCCACAGAGUUUUUCAGAGCAUUUUGAAUAAUAGUUGUGCGCUUAUAAUUUUCCCUGGAUUGAGGUAUGUCCAUAGACGGAUGAUAUGGAAGGGACUAAUAUGGCCAAUAUGGACUUACUGUUUAGUUACGUUACACCUCCGAAGAAUGCAAUAUACUGUCGACUUUAAUUGUAUGGAGAUAUAUAGAAAUAUGUUAAUAAAGGCAAAAUUGGAGUUUUUUCUUCUUCAAGAA
Molecule: messenger RNA, 1466 nt
Organism: Truncatella angustata
Lineage: Eukaryota; Fungi; Ascomycota; Sordariomycetes; Amphisphaeriales; Sporocadaceae
Exons: 3
Coding region: 223-1209 (328 amino acids)
Source: RefSeq, a predicted model, not a curated record